AUUAGCUUGUCGGUGUGAAAAUACCGCAAGAGAAGGAAUCCAACAAUGCUAUUUGCUCGUUCUAUUACGCAGCUGGUUUGGGAAGUGAAAAAUCACGCUUAUCUCUUACAACACAAGGGAGCGGUGGUCCGUGCUAGUUGCGAGCCAUCUGUUCGUUGCACCCAUAAAGAUAACGAAAAUGAACAAACGGGAACGUUUUCAUUUAGUAUCGAGCCCUUGGCGCGAACGCUUCUGUUCGAUUUAUUGCCCGCGAAAAACAAGCGGCCAUUUUGCAUAUUUGUACGAUGUGUUCCAUUUUCGAGCGCACGAUAUAUCCCGACCCUGAGUCUGAGAAGGCAAUAAUGGGGUCAGUGGUGUACUGCAUCCACCACAAGGAAGGAUGCCAGUGGUCGGACGAACUACGCAAAUUGAAGGCGCAUCUGAACACGUGCAAGCAUGAUGCGGUGCUGUGUGCAGCGCAGUGCGGCGCCAUGAUCCCGCGCGUUCUCAUGCAGGACCACCUGCGUUACACCUGCCCGCGCCGCCGCGCGCACUGCCAGCACUGCAAUAAGGAGUUCUCCGGGAGCGCAUUAGAGGAACACCAGGGUAAUUGCGGCCACGAGCCAGUUUACUGCGAGAACAAGUGCGGCGCGAAGGUGCAGCGUCGGCACACGCUGCAGCACGCGCAGUUGCACUGCAGCAAGCGCCUCGUGCCUUGCCCGCACUGCGGACAAAAGUACACGCAGGACUGCGUGUCCGCUCACGGAGCGACGUGCAGCCGCGCGCCAGUGCCGUGUCCGCAGCGGAGCGCGGGCUGUGCGGCGCUGCCGGCGCGCGACGAGCUCGACGCCCACCUGCGGGACCACUGCGCCGCCGCACAGCCCUGCCCGUACCGCGACGCAGGAUGUAGAUAUAAGGGUACUCGUGCGGCGGUGGAGCGGCACACGGAGGAGAGUUGCCAGCAGCACGUGGCGCUGCUGGCGGCAGUGGCGGGGCGGCAGGCGCGCCAGCUGGACGCGCUGCGGGCGGCCGUGGCGCGGCUCGCCGUCAACUGCUCCGGCGCUCUCGUCUGGCGCGUCUCCGACUUCGCCGCCAAAAUGGCCGAAGCCAAGACUAAAGAUGGUGUCGAGCUGCUCUCACCCGCUUUCUAUACCAGCCAGUACGGAUACAAGUUGCAGGCGUCUCUAUUCCUGAACGGUAACGGCGCGGGCGAGUCCUCGCACAUGUCGGUGUACAUAAAGAUCCUGCCGGGCGAGUACGACGCGCUGCUGCGCUGGCCCUUCGCCCACUCCGUCUCCUUCACGUUGUUCGACCAGAGCGCGAGCCCCGACCGCGCCUGCAACAUCGUCGAGAGCUUCGUCCCGGACCCCACGUGGAAGAACUUCCAGCGACCCUCCAAGGAACCCGACGCGCUCGGCUUCGGCUUCCCGAGGUUCGUCUCCCAUGAGAUGCUCAAGAAGAGGAACUUCGUCAAAGAUGAUGUCAUGUUCCUGAGGGUCAAAGUGGAUCCGAGUAAAAUUGUAGCCGUGUAAGUUUAUAUCGUAGUUUAUUGUGUACCGCGCACAAUUUUAAAGUCAUCGUUAUUUAGUAUUAGAUAAUUUAAAAGUCAUAGAUUAAGUUGUAAGGGUCUUGCUUUCCCGAAUUUUCAGAUUUCUUUGUAUAUAGUUAAUGUAAGAGCGAGUACGCAAUUGUUAUCCUUUCACUAAAGAUCUCUUGAGUUUCACUGCCCACGAAUAUAACAUACCGAGCGAUGUUUCAAAGCAAAUAACCAAAUUUAAUUUAUCGCGAUUAGUGAUUUUUUGUAUUUGUUUUUAUUUGAGAAUAACCCAUUAAUAUUUAGUACGUUUUUUUUUUAGUUUAGUGUAUUAACUAACAUUAAUAACAGUCUUUGAGAUCAUUUUGUAAUUUGACACUAAUCGACUAAUCAAAUUUUCACCAAAUUUUA
Messenger RNA from Papilio machaon (common yellow swallowtail), 1924 nucleotides. It is a transcript of the gene Traf4, whose product is annotated as TNF receptor-associated factor 4. Gene Ontology annotation, biological process: regulation of canonical NF-kappaB signal transduction; tumor necrosis factor-mediated signaling pathway; regulation of apoptotic process. The transcript is spliced from 7 exons. Gene Ontology annotation, cellular component: plasma membrane signaling receptor complex. Gene Ontology annotation, molecular function: zinc ion binding; protein binding. NCBI's taxonomy places the organism in Eukaryota, Metazoa, Arthropoda, Insecta, Lepidoptera, Papilionidae. Bases 285 to 1511 code for a protein of 408 amino acids. The record is from RefSeq and is a predicted model, not a curated record.